This is a messenger RNA of Scomber japonicus (chub mackerel), 7470 nucleotides long. RefSeq names its product growth factor receptor-bound protein 10-like. Gene Ontology annotation, biological process: negative regulation of insulin receptor signaling pathway; negative regulation of Wnt signaling pathway; insulin receptor signaling pathway. The record is from RefSeq and is a predicted model, not a curated record. Gene Ontology annotation, molecular function: insulin receptor binding. The transcript has 17 exons. The coding region runs from base 332 to 2137 and encodes 601 amino acids. Lineage: Eukaryota; Metazoa; Chordata; Actinopteri; Scombriformes; Scombridae.
CGAAAAGUGUAGGGUGAGCCCAGUACAUGUGUGCGUGUGUUUGGAUGUGCGCGAGUGUGCGUUCGCGUAGAUGUGUGUGCGUGUGUGUAUGCGUGAGUACGUGUGUGUGCGCGAGGAAAGCAGUUCGAGGGGACAAGGUGAAGACAACUGAACGGACUUUUUUGGGGGAGAAGCAGUUUGUGCGGAGAUCCAGACGAGGACAGUCGAAGCGCGCCGGGUGCUGCUCCGUCGUGCGUCCUGGACACCAUUCUUGAGUCCUGCCCUUUCAUUACAGGUUGCUGGUGAGACCAGUGGGUGUCAAUCCCUACAGAGGGAGCAUUGAAACAACUCCAUGGCCUUAGCGGGAUGCCCUGACUACUUCCUACAUCACUCAAACUACCAGGAAGGCAUGGACCGCACUUCCUCUCGCAGGCCCGAGGAGCUGAUUGUUCCAGGCUUUCAGCGCUCGGCCAAUCAAAACUUUCCACAUCACCAUGAUGAUGAUGUGGAUCUGGAGCAGCUUGUGAAUGAGAUGAACUCCUCCAUGGAGAGUGUGUACUCUGCCACGGACACAGCGUUACUCUUGAACAACGGCCACGCACACACUCCGCACCACCACCACCACAUCCAUGCUGCCUACCCGGGACACGGCCAGGCCCACCGGCGUCACACCCCACCCCUACCCCCUUCCUCCCCCUCCAGGGAGAGGCUGCGGCACUCUCAGCCAAUGCACAUCCAGGCCGUCAGGUGCCUGCAGGAAGAGCAUCAUCUGCGUCCAGCCUCGCUGCCGGCUAUCCCAAACCCCUUCCCCGAACUCUGCAGCCCAGCAGGCUCUCCCAUUCUCAGCCCCAUCCAGACCUCUGACAACCACAUAGUGAAGGUGUGGAGCGAGGAUGGGGCCGGUAAAGUGGUGGAGAUCCCAGCAGACAUGACGGCCAGAGACGUCUGUCAGCUCCUGGUCUACAAGAGCCACUGUCUGGAUGACAAUGCCUGGACGCUGGUGGAGCACCACCCCAUCCUCGGCCUUGAGAGAUGUCUGGAGGACCAUGAGCUGGUGGUUCAGGUUCAAGCCUCCAUGAGCAGCGACAGUAAAUUCCUCUUCAGGAAGAACUAUGCCAAAUAUGAAUUCUUCAGGAACCCCCUGAACUUUUUUCCAGAGCAGAUGGUGGCUUGGUGUCAGGAGUCUGAUGGCUCAAUCCCUCAGUCACAGCUCUUACAGAACUUUCUGAACUCCAGCAGCUGUCCAGAGAUCCAGGGUUAUCUGCACGUGAAGGAGCCUGGACGCAAGUCCUGGAAGAAGCUGUACAUGUUCCUGCGACGCUCCGGUCUCUACUACUCUACUAAAGGAACAUCCAAGGAGCCCCGACACCUGCAGCUGCUGUCAGAUCUGGAGGACAGUAACAUUUUCACCAUAAUCACAGGCAGAAAACUCCACAACGCCCCCACAGACUACCAGUUCAGCAUCAAGCCCAGUAAAGUGAGAAGUGACUGUAAGGAGCUGAAGAUGCUGUGUGCUGAGGAUGAACAGAGCAGGACCUGCUGGAUGACUGCCUUCAGACUGCUCAAGUAUGGGAUAGUACUGUAUCAGAGCUACAACGUCCCCCAGCAGAGGAAGACUAACCUCUCGCAUUUCACAGCGCCUGUGCGGAGUGUAUCUGAAAACUCCCUCGUCGCCAUGGACUUCUCUGGACGGACCGGUCGCGUCAUUGAUAACCCCGUCGAGGCCCAGAGCGCCGCCCUGGAGGAGGGACAGACCUGGAGGAAACGGAGCCAGCGUAUGAAUGUCCUGGGCAGCCCCAGCCCCCUGCACCCACCCUCUCUGAGCACAGUCAUCCACAGGACACAGGUGUGGUUUCAUGGGCGCAUCAUGAGAGAGGAAGCCCACAAAAUGAUAAUACAACAAGGCCAAGUAGACGGAUUAUUCCUGUUGCGGGACAGUCAGAGUAAUCCCAAGGCGUUUGUGCUCACUAUGUGCCACCAUCAGAAGAUCAAGCACUUCCAGAUUCUACCGUGUGAAGAAGACGGCCAGGUGUUCUUCAGCCUCGACGAUGGCGCCACCAAGUUCACCGACCUGAUCCACCUGGUGGAGUUCUACCAGCUCAACAGAGGAGUGCUGCCCUGCAAGCUCAAACACCCAUGCACCGCUGUGGCCUUGUGACACUCCACCCCCCCUCACCCCCAAACUCCUACACACCCUUUUGCACACUUCUCAUCCAGAGAUCCCACCCCGCCCCCCUGAUCUGCCCCUCCCUCACCAAUGUAAUGAGGUUGAGGAGAUAAAGAAAAGUUGAGUCAAGUUUUGGGGAUGUUAACAACUCAGCAGGAGCUGGCAGUGGAGGUUUGAUUUCUCCAGCAUGCCGUGCUUUUCUCCGCCUUACCGCUUUUUGGAUGUUUGAAUGGGAACCGUGUGGAUAGUCCAAACUUUGCAGAUUGUGGACCGAGCAGUCGCCCCGACUCCUGCAUCGUUCUCAUGGAGACUGGGUUGUUUUGUCAUUGCCAUUUUGACCCUGGUCAGUGUGUAAGAGAGCCGUUUGUGUUAUGAAGACACAGUCAGCAGGAGUGCUGCAGGUCUCCCGGAUGGAACCCUCCCUCAAAAUCCCUCAUCAUUUCAACUUCCUUAUCAUCCAGGCCUGAUAAGCUGUGGUGCCCACCCCACCCUCGCCCUCUCGAUGCAAAGUUGUCCGAGGCGGGCGGGGAGCGCCACCCUCUGACUUCCUCAUCGAUCAUCAGGGAUGGACAGGAACCUCUCUGGGUCUUAUCAAACUCGGCCCAGGAGUUUUCUCAACCUGUGCAGUCCAGUCUGGAUAAGCUGACACCCUGUCCCCUCUCCCCUAACCAAGUGGACUUGAUGCAGCCUUUCUGCUGCGUCCUGUCCCAAACUCCCCUCACCCCGGUGCGACCCCGAUCCCGUCUCUCCUCCUCCAAACAAGCUCAGAGAAAAGUCAAGAGAGAAAAGAAGAAGAAGCUAAGGGCAAGAGAAGCAGAGCAGUCGCGAGGGUUUGCCGAAAGGACAGAGGAAUGUUUAUCAGGAAGGCCGUAACAAGCCUCUCUUGUAGAGUUGAUUACUUGAUGUCAUUUUAAUGCUGUUUUAUUACUGUUGAUUCAAUGCAGAACUAGUUUUGCACUCCCGGGCGGACAGAUGACAGCUGUUCUCUCUAGCUAAAUUAAGCUGCCUGCUCUCCGUUCGUCGUCCUCCUCUUCCUCUUCCACCCCCCUCCCCAACCCCAAACCCUCUCCCACCUCCUCCUUCUGAAAAGCAUGCAUGUGAAUUUCCACCAGCUCUGAUUGGAUUACAGUGGCGUGGGAGCAAAGAGAGUCACGGCUGAUUAUGCAGUGCCUUUCAGGAAGGUUUGGGAACAUCUUGGAACUCUUGUGUGGCUCAUACCAACAUGACCACACUACCGUUAAAAAAAACGAAACAAAAAAAAAAAAAACGAAUGUGCUCUGGAACCAGCUGAACGCCUCAAGACUGUGAGGAAGAGGAGGAGGACUGUUAAAUAGACUCCUGAAAAAGUGUGUCCACCCCCAAGCUUCUAUUUCAGUCUUUUUCUAAAUCUAAAGGGUUAAAUCUGUUGGGCUCACAUUCAGUGAAUUUUUUUUUUUGAAUGUCAUUUUCUUUUCUAGGUCUGUUCUGAGCUCGCUGCUUGCACAUUUUAAUGAUCCUGGUUUGAUAUUGAACUGUUAUGUUCGGAUUUAGCCCCGAGUGGAAAUACUGACCACUGUUCCCUCACUCGAGAAAAGACAAAUCAACAAAAAGCACUCCCAUCACGUUUUUCUCUUUUUCGUUUUGAAAUAUGGAAAUGAACAAAUGACUUGAAAUGUGAACUCAGUUGACUGUGAUAUCAACACACAGUCAAAUGAGCUUCACUCGCCUUAAGUGACAAUUGUGAGCCUUGUGUAUGAAAUCGAAAACUCUAUUAAAAUGCACAUACAGUAAUACAUUUCAGAUUUUAAGAGAAUGGAACGACAGCAAGAGUGUUAAAGAUUAUAUUAAAGCAAUAGUCUGACAUUUUGGAGGAAAUGCUCAUUCAAUUUGUUGUCAAGAGUCAGACGAGAAGACUAAAAUGAAGCUACAACCAGUAGCCGGUUAGCUUAACUUAGCACAGACUAGAAACGGGGAAACAGCUAGUCUGGUUGCAUCAAAGGAUAACAAAAUCCAACUACAAGCACCUCUAACAUCUUUUUAAUUUAUUUUAUAUAAUAAUUUGGGUGUAAAAACAACAAUUUGAGGUUUUACUGAGAGUUAUGUGUUAGACUCUUUCUGUGGUGCUGUGACUUUCUAAGCUAAGCUAACCAGCUGCUGGCUGUACAUGUAACAAAUAAUUACAAGAGUGGUAAUGAUACUGUCUUGGCAAAAAAGCGAAAAUAUGCAUAAAUAUCCAAAAUGUAGAACUAUUUCUUCUUAAGUAAAAAUCCACUUGAACAGAAUAGAGAAAAUAGGUUCUAGCGAUGCCCAUUUUCUUGUUCGGUGCUGUAUUUAUCUUAUUCUUACAGAUGAACUGGCUAAAAUGUCGACAAUAUAAUAUCACGUCCAGAUAUUUCCAGCAGCUGUGAAGGAGUUUGGUAGCACCAGUGGUGAAUGUCAGUUGUGGUGUUAGUCAGUCAAAAUCAAACAGUAAGGGCUUCUUUCUUAAAACCGCCAUUUUGCAACAAUAAUAGACAUGAGACAAUAGAGACAAAGGAAACCAUUUGUACACCAGCAGCGGCUUCAGUAGUCCAGAAUGCAUUUCAGCUAUCAGGCAUUGUCAGUAAGGAGCUGUACUAGUGGUCAUGACUUAUCUAAGAGUUGAAAUGAUUUGUUUAUUAAUUGAGCGGCCAAUUGACAGAGAGUAAACUAUUUUAAUAACUUUUAUUCAACUUCAAGCAAACACAUGAAAAACUGGAUUUCUCCAGCUUUCUUAAAUAUGAAGAUGUACUGCUUUUCCUUCGUACAUUAUAGUUAACUGAACAUAUUUGAUUUUGGGAUGGUUAGUCAGGCCAACAAAAUUAAAUUUAAAGACUCUAGAAAAUUGGGUUGGGCAACUUUUACUGUUUUCUGACAUGUAUAUAGACCAAAUGAUUCAUCAAUUAAUCAGGCAAAUAAUCAACAUGCAGCCCCAAAUCAGUUAUUUGGUUAGCUAACCCAGUUUCUGUGCGUGUCCUGGUUGUUGAAAAGCAUUCUGGGAAAUGUAGGACAUGAAUAACUGAAGUGAAAUUAGAUGAAGUAGGUUUUACUUGAUGAUACCCCCCAAAAAAGUUGGGACACCGAACACUAUGUUUAAGUCAUUAUGUGUAGGAUUUGAAAAUGACCACCUUUAGUGCCCCCUAGAGGUAGUAUCAUGACACUGUAGCAGUGUCACUGGGGGAGAAUUGGCAACACAACAUAGACAACAUUCUUUCAAACAGAAAAAUCCACACAUAGUGGCUUUAACAGAUAAUCUGAGUGGAUUUAGUUUCUCUAAAUUUGUCCCUGACUGCCUGGUCAUCACCUAAAGGAAGUACCGUAUCCCAAACUCUUUACAACAGGAAAGGAAGUUAGAGAAUAAGAUUUUAAGUCCUUUUGUCUUGUCCUGCCCUCUCCUGCUGUCAUGUUACCAGCCAAUGAAAAGCUGCAGGCAUGUGACAUAACACCUGCUCAGGUCUGCAGUAGAUUUAGCCACGUCCUCCACCCCUCCCGUCCUCGCUUGCACCUCCUUUCUGUGCCAGAUUCACAGUGAACAGGGUUAGCACGAGGCCAUCGGACUACCUGCCAGGCUCCCCCUCUCUCUCUAAGCACUGUCACUUACACACAUGCCACUGCCGCCACCGGUCCACCAAUCACUUGACUUGACUGACUCACCAGCUCUGCGCUCCACCAAUCAGGCCUUUUCUAGUUAGCCAGGGCAGACUCUCCAGGGAUUGGAUAAUGCUUGAAUCCCCCGCCCCCCUCUCCCACCUGUGUCCAGCCUGUAAGCUAUGACCCUGUGGUGAACAAGUGUGUGUGUGUGUGCGUGUGUGUGUGGAUUGGCUAGACUGUUAUAUUCACUAUUCAGGAAUGCUAACUCUGCUGGUUAUCAUACACACUUGCCUUUUAGAAGCAGUUAGAGGAAGGUUGCUUUUUGGUCGGGUAAAGUCAGGCGAUGCUGUCGAUUUACAGUAUCAGAAGAGACAGGAACUGGUCGGCUGGAGGUAUCCCAGCAUUCCCGGUCCUCAGCUGAGGUUCUUUCCUGUCUUGUUAGAGAGGGACACAUCGCUAUGGGUCAGUGAGGACGAUUCACCGUCCUCUCCUCCUCCCUCCAUUUUUAAUCACUGUGCUACAAUGCAAUCCUAUACACAAGUCCACGUAUAUGAAUAUACCAGUAUACAGUAUCAUUUGUUUUCUAAGUAUGUGAAGCUAUGGAAAAGACGUAGAUCUAACACUGUACCUAGGUCACAGAUCACUAUGUAUGGGGCGUUAUGCUUUUGCUCAUAACUCCGUGUAAAAUGAAGAAUGAUUUAUUUUGUCCUUUUUUUCAUUAUUUGAUUGUGUGUAUAUUGACAUUAUUGUGUAUUUUCUUUCGUUUGCCACAAAUUGACCUUUUAUAUAUAUAUAUAUAUAUAUAUAUAUAUACACAUAUAUAUAUAUAAAAAAGAAUAUACCACCGUAUAUACAGUAUUAAAUUAAGCUGUUUUUUGUUUUUUUUAAUUUUAAGAGAUCAAACUGGAUUUUUGGUAUGUGUCAAAUAUCUAAACAUCAGUUGUAUGUAUAAGCUGACAGGCUGUCAGAGUCUUCAACUCUGCCAGCAUCCAAUUCCAAUGCCAUUUUGUUUAAAACCACAUCUUUUGAAUAUCCCCCCUCUCUCUCUCUAUCUGUUUGUCAUGUCGAUUUCAAGACAACACUCGAGUUAAAAUUUGGACAUUAACCUUACACACACCAGUGGUUUUUCAUGGAGAGCACACACACACCAAUGCUUAACCCUUGGGGAUAUUCUUAGCAGCUUUCAACACUUUGUACACCUUUCAUUACAAGUAGUGCAAUUAUAUGCCGUAGCUCUAGAGGAUUGUGCAUUUUGUUUUCUUUAACUUAAGCCUAUUCUUGCAGCAGGUGCCUCUUGUUUCUGAACAGUAACAAGUCCUUAGUUGCCAUCCGUCCACUCACCGCAUUCAAUAACGGUUAGCUGUGACUGUGAAACAUAAUCCUACUGGAACUAAAUCCUAAUGUCAGGUCAUCAUCGCGUACAAGUCCCAUCGACAUUGGUGACUCAGUGCGAGUGAAACUGACUCCAUGUUUUUUUUCUUUGGGUUGAAGUCAUCAUAAGCUUAAGUCAAAUAAACCUUUCAGGGAAAGAAAAAUAAAAAAUAAAAGCAAAUGAACGGUAAUCUUUUUUUUUUUUCUUCAGAUAACCCCACUGUGCUUUGCUUCAUUCUGUAAUCGUCUGUACGGCUCCUGGAUCUACAUUGUAUCCUGUUCAGGUAUUUUUGUACAAAUAAGGGACUGAUAUAUUCUCUGUUUAUUGGAAAUUAGAAUAAAAGACAACAUUGCUAUAAACCAAA